GAGGAGUGUAUGUUGUUACUUCUGAUCACUUUAACUGACAGCAAACACUCCGCAGCGUUCCUGUCAGCUUGUACGCCACGGGUCCCGUGUCAGAGUCUGGUGUCGCGGUCUGAGACCUGAAUGCAUCUUGAUUUUCCGCGAGUGCCGCUGAGCUCCUAACAGGUGUUGGGAGGCGCGCCGCCCGGAGAGUGAGGAUGUCCAAUGGGAAAGAGGCGAAAGCUGCGGAAAACAGCUCCUCUGAGAUGACCCUGAAAGAGUGCUUGGAUGAGUGUAUGGAGGCGUUGGAUCUCUUCCUUAACAACCACUUCAAUGAGAGCCUGGAGAAGCUGCGACCAAGAGUGAAUGAGAGUAUGUACCAUGCUCUUAUCUACGCCACAGUGUUGGAAAUGCAGGCCAUGAUGACUUUCCAGCACGAUGACAUCAGCAAUGCAGGAAAUACCAUGAAGAGUGCCCAGGAGGUCUGCCAGAGGUUUCGACGGAAAUCUUCCAGUCUUUCUAACAAAUCAGCAGGGAGCUCACUUUCUGAAGUGCAGCUCCAUGCAGAAGUCUGUUAUGCAGAAUGUCAACUCCAAAGAGCUGCUCUCACCUUCCUGCAGGAUGAGAACAUGGUGAGUUUUAUCAAAGGAGGGAUCAAAGUACGAAACAGUUACCUUAUUUACAAAGAACUGCAUUCCUUCAUAAAAUCUCACACCUGUCUCAAAGGACCCAGCCACAUUCACUUAGAGGGAGGAAUAGCAUUUGGAAUAGGGGCGUUUAAUCUGACUCUCUCUCUCUUCCCUCCACGGAUACUCAAAGUUUUGGAGUUUGCAGGCUUCUCCGGAGACAAGGAAUAUGGUCUGUCUCUUUUGCAUGACGGUGCGACAGGGAUGAACCUGCGCUCCAUGCUGUGUGCUCUGCUACUUCUCUGCUACUACACCUUCCUCACAUUCAUACUAGGGACAGGUGAGGGAGAGGUGGCUGAAGCUGAGAGAUUGCUGAAACCUUUCCGUCUCCGCUACCCACGGGGAGCCAUAUUCCUCUUCUUCGCUGGCCGAACUGAGGAAAUCAAAGGGAACAUUGAUGAGGCGGUGACGCUCUUUGAAGACGGCUGUAAGGCCCAGCAGACGUGGAAGCAGUUUCACCACAUGUGCUACUGGGAGCUGAUGUGGUGUUUCACCUACAAGCGUGCGUGGAAGAUGGCGUACUUCUACGCUGACCUGCUGAGCAAGGAGAGUCGGUGGUCCAAGGCCAUGUAUGUGUACAUGAAAGCUGCUUACCUCAGCAUGCUGCCUAAGGAUGAGGCCAGGCCUUUUGGUGAGGAUGAGGUAGAGUUGUUUAGACAAGUGCCCACCUUAAAGCAGAAGAUAGCAGGGAAGUCUCCUCCAACGGAGAAGUUUGCAAUCCGUAAAGCGAGACGCUACAAGGCGGCCUGCCCGGUCAGGUUACCUGUACCAGUGCUGGAAAUGAUGUACAUGUGGAAUGGUUUCAGUAUGAUCAGCAAGAGGCCAGAGCUAACUGAAGGCAUGAUGCAGACAUUGGUGGAGGCAGAGCGCACUCUACUGGAAACUCCUGAAAAUGAGUACACAGUGGAUGACCGCUGUGUGAUCCACAUGUUGAAGGGUCUGUGUUUGAAGAAUCAAGGUCUCCUCCAGGCUGCUGAAGAGUGUUUUAACAAAGUGUGUUCCAGUGAAAAGAAGAUCAGGUUUGACCACUACUUGGUGCCCAACUGUCUUGUGGAGCUCAGUCUGCUUUACAUAGACCAAGGCAGAAGGGAUGACGCAAUCAGGAUACUGCACAAGGCCAAACACAGAUACAAAGACUACUCCAUGGAGUCUCGUACACAGUUCAGGGUGCACGCUGCUCUCGCCAAACUCAAGGCUGACCCCGGCGAGGAUGACGACACCCAUCUCUAAGACUGCACAGGCUCCUCCCACUGGAGUCUCCAUUUCCCCUCACAAGUGCACACUGGGUAUUCUAUUGCUGUGAUCCGGUUUACCUUUUUAUGUGGUUAUAUGCACUCCACAGUUAGACAAAGGUAUAAUCUGUAGAAUAUUUUUCAUCCUUGUCAGAGAAGCACAGCUGAGGGACCUUAAAAUGCACCACCUUCCACAGUUUAACACACACUUGAUUGUAUAUAUGGGAGCCGUUUAUUUUAUAGACAAUGUUUUAUUGUUUACACUGAUAUACACUAAAUCUUAAGUGAUUCAAAGCCACUAGAAAUAUUUAAUGCAAUAAAUUAAGACUUAAUGAAAUGUAAUGAAUUUAUUUUACUGAACUAAAACAGCUCUGUGUAAUAUGCAGUAAUCAUCCCUGUGAGGUCCAGGUACCCCAAACCCAUCAGAAUAUGUGAUUUUUGGCUUUUGAGAAUGGUUCUGAGUGUUAGCAAUUAGGGGAAAAAAAAAAAAAUAUAUAUAUAUAUAUAUAUAUAUAUACACAUUUUAACUGAAAAACAUCAAAAACUAUUUAAACCUGGCCCCAUAUUUCUUAUUUUUCCUCCAACAGCAGGGUUAAGUUUAGGGUUGGUGUUACUUAUCAAUGACAACUUGGACCUCGCAGGGUUGAAAGCUGCUGUUGCCACGUUUGAAGUUAAGAUGGUUCCAGCGUUUCACGUCCAGCUGCACAAACACAUCGUUCUAAAAUGUCUUAGCAUCCCAUUCUGUAUGGGUGCAGCAGAAAACCGUAUGAGCACGGCAGCGCUGGAGAGGCCAGACUACUGCUGUUCACAUUCACCGGUCCUGAAGUGCUCGACUGGAUCUUAUGUCGGUGUUGAGACAUACUUUGAUCGGGGUGUGCACUUUUCAAAAACUUGACAGUAUGUAUAAAAUUAUUUUUGUAUAAAUAAAUUGUUCUUAUGAAUGUCUGCAUUC
Molecule: messenger RNA, 2846 nt
Organism: Archocentrus centrarchus (flier cichlid)
Lineage: Eukaryota; Metazoa; Chordata; Actinopteri; Cichliformes; Cichlidae
Product: tetratricopeptide repeat protein 39A
Exons: 18
Coding region: 195-1892 (565 amino acids)
Molecular function (GO): protein binding
Source: RefSeq, a predicted model, not a curated record